CCACCGACCGGAGCUUCACUACCUGAGACCAGUAAGAAAAAACUCAUCGACCACCAUGACGCCGUCUCUGCACCGCCUCACCUCCUCCAUGGCCACUACUUUAGCCCCUCCUUCACACACUCUUUCCCCUCCAAAACCACCGAACCAAAAGCUGCAAACCCUCACACCACGUGACGACAAGCACCAUGGGCGCCUUUACCUCCGAAACGGCAUUGCUCGCAGAGACGCCGUUUUUCUCUCGCUCCUCUCUCUCUUGCCCUCCCUCUCUCGGCCUGAACCAGCAGCUGCAUUCUCCAUCGGAAUCUCAGGACCGAAGGAGUGGCUGAAAGAGCAGAAGAAGAAGUCCUCCAAGUUUCUCUUGGCUCCGAUUGAGGCCUCUCGAGAGAGCCUGCGCGCGGCUUACCUCAUUCUCACUAAGGCUUCUGAGAGUACGAGUGAUGAUUUGGAGGAAGUUCAGAGCUUGUUUAGGUCAGCUGCUAGGGACUGCGUCGCAGAGGACAGAAAUUCGUUCGUUGCUUUUCAAGCCAAUACAGGAGUAGAGGUCUGCACAUUCAAGUUGAUUGUGAAGAAUGCAGCUUCCUUGCUUGCUGAUAAGGACCCUGUAAAGUUAGAAGCUGAAGCUAUGCUUGAUCAUCUUAUUAGAUCUUUCUCAUCUCUGAAUGGUCUGACAAGCAAGAGUGAUCUUCAAGACACUACCUAUAGAGCGAGAGUUGCUGAUGCACUGACGGAUACCAUAUCUUCUCUGGAAAAAUUCGAGCAGGGCAUCAAGGAUUGCCUUGAAAUAUGAGCAUAUGGUUCUAUUCAGCAUUAAGAUCUCACUUGAAGCUUUCAGAUUUAGCUUAUGAAUCUGAUUGCAACACGCAAAAUAGUGGAAAUCUAGAAGAUGGUCCUCAAUGAUUUUCAUUGUUAUUUGUGUGGGAGAGUAAAAUCAUGUACUUCCUUUUGAUAUGAUUAACCAUACCUUGGUAUUGGAAGAUCCCUUUCAAUUUCUUAUUUCAUCAAAUUAACAUAUACAUGCUUCCCAUUUUUAAGAAUAUUGUAACAUUGACAUGAAAAGAAACAGCCUACUUGCAUAGUCUGCCA
Messenger RNA from Eucalyptus grandis, 1083 nucleotides. RefSeq lists its product as uncharacterized. The transcript is spliced from 6 exons. The record is from RefSeq and is a predicted model, not a curated record. The coding region runs from base 56 to 787 and encodes 243 amino acids. Gene Ontology annotation, cellular component: chloroplast. NCBI's taxonomy places the organism in Eukaryota, Viridiplantae, Streptophyta, Magnoliopsida, Myrtales, Myrtaceae.